AUGCCGGCGCACGCGGUGGCAAGAAUGAGCGCAUUGCAGCAGCUUGCGGUGAUCCAGGCAUUGAGGCCGGAUAGACUUCACAAUGCGAUGGCCCUGUUCGUGUGUGGCGCCCUCAACGUCAAGAGCGCUUCCCCUUCGGCCUUCAGCUUCAGCACUCUCACAGAGGACAGCUCGUGCGACGAGCCGGUGCUGUUCAUCACGAGCACCUCGGCAGAUCCUUCGCAGGAGCUCCGGGAGCUCGCAAGGGAUCACGUUGGUCGCGACCGGUACCACGAGGUGGCCAUGGGACAGGGGCAGGCCGAGUCGGCUAUGCAGCUCCUCAGGCAAUGCGCCGAUAAUGGCGAGUGGCUGUGUUUGAAGAAUUUACAUUUGAUGGUACACUGGCUGCCCAUUUUGGAAAAGCAGAUUUACGAAGUGGAGAAGAGCAGGGAUUUCAGACUAUUCCUUACAACGGAGCCUCACGAGAAGUUCCCCGCAGGCCUCUUGGAAUGCUGCCGCAAGAUCACAUUCGAAGCGCCUCCAGGUGUGAAGCAAAAUCUCCAAAGGACCUACGACGCAUGGGGACAAGACUUCCUGGGCUCGGGACCUCCAGUGCGGGCCCAGCUCCUGUUCAGCCUCUCGUGGUUUCACGCGAUCCUCCAAGAGCGCCGCAAUUACAUACCUCAGGGCUGGCAGAAAUUCUAUGAGUUUUCGUUCUCUGAUCUGAGAAGCGGUGCCGACAUGAUUUGUCUGAGAACUGAGGGCGGCAAGCAGGCGCCGUGGCGCUACCUCCGCGGAUUGCUGGAGAACGCCAUAUACGGAGGGCGCAUUGAUAACGACAUUGACAUGAAGGUGCUGACAACAUACAUGGAAGACACCUUCGCACCGGAAACCAUUGGGAUGGGAUGCAAGCAGAAGCCCCUCAUGGGCACCCGGGUGAUGGUGCCUUCCAAUGCCAAUCGCCACACCCACGUGCAGCUGAUACAGACCCUGGCCGAUCAUGACGACCCCCGCAUGUUUGGUUUGCCGCCCAACAUCGAGCGGUGUGCACAGGAAGCUCAGUCGGAGAGAGUGGUUUCGCUCUUGAGGCAUUUGAAUGUAUCAAAGGUGUGCAAAUCUGGCACCAGGCUGGAGGAGUGGACCAAGUCGCUGUCGCCGCUGCUGCGCCACUGGGACGGCCUGCUGGCGGCGCACCCAGGCAUAAACCCUGCCCGGCACCCGCACCGCACCCUCAGCAGGAGCGCGUCCUGGCGCUCCCAGGCCUCAAAGACCGUCCUCGAACAAUUUCCAACGGCGGAGGGCGACUGCGGCCGCCGGGCCUUGGCCAGGAUAAGCAACACGCUGGGCUCCAUAUCCAAAGCCCUCAGGGGCGCAGAGGGACUGUCGGCUUGCGUGGAGAGGGACGGAACAAGCCUUCACGAGGGGUGCGUCCCUGCAUCCUGGCAUAAGACACUGAGAGGACCGUCGGACCCCUUUAAGUACUGCCAAGUCGUCGUGGAGAGGCUGGAGGCCGUCGAGCGGCUGGAGGAGAGGGCGAGGGCGUCGGCUUCGGGAGAGGAGUGGCUGGAGGCGGGCGGCGGGGGCUGGCAGGUGAACCUGUCUCACUGGUUCCAUCCGGGGACGUUUCUCAGCGCCGUGCGGCAGCACGCCGCGCGGCGCCUGAGUUCGGCCAUCAACGAGCUGAAGAUGGUGACGUGUUGGGGGGACGCGGCUCUCAGGCUGCAGGCGUCGGGCUGCGUGUGCGCUCGCGUGGAGGGGCUGUACGUGCGGGGAGCGUGCUUCGACGGAGUGAAGCUGGCGCACAUCUCGCAGGAUUCGCCGAUGCUUUCCAGAAUGCCACUGACUACCUUUGCGUGGGUGCCCCAGCGCAUCCCGCCCCUGCACCACGCAUUCGUGCCUGUUCCGCUGUACUCCACAACGGAUCAGGACGAAAUUUUGACAGAGCUGCAAUUCCCCGUGGCAGACAAGGACGAAAGGAAUGGGUGGAUACUUGCAGGGGUUGCGGCUUUUGUAGGAUCUUCUUCACAAAUCUGGUGA
Messenger RNA from Ostreobium quekettii, 2016 nucleotides. The record is from the annotation of a GenBank genome assembly. Lineage: Eukaryota; Viridiplantae; Chlorophyta; Ulvophyceae; Bryopsidales; Ostreobiaceae.